This is a messenger RNA of Blepharisma stoltei, 2462 nucleotides long. The record is from the annotation of a GenBank genome assembly. NCBI's taxonomy places the organism in Eukaryota, Ciliophora, Heterotrichea, Heterotrichida, Blepharismidae.
AUGAUAACACCAAAAGAAUUCUCUAAGCAUAGCAACAAGGAAGGAAUAGAAAUAGUUGACUUAAAGGAACAAGAAGACUCAAGCUUAAUAGUGGAAUACCAAGGAAAUGGUUUAGCAACAACAGAUAAAGGCCAAGACGAUCGCAUAAAAGUUCAAUUAUGCUGGGAUGCGAUAAGUUAUGUGAUUGAUAAUAAAGGGGAAGAAACCCAAAUAUUGAAAGGUAUUUCAGGAAAAGCAAAUCCCGGGGAGCUCUUAGUUUUGAUGGGUUCUUCAGGGGCUGGCAAAACUACACUUUUAAAUAUUCUAGCUGGAAGAGUCAAAAGCACUGGGAAUGCCAAGAUUAUUGGUCAGAUAACUGCAAAUGGAACUAGCAUAAAGGACAUUGACUUUGGGUAUUAUUCAGCUUAUGUGACCCAAGAAGAUAUUUUGCUUCCUAAUUUAACUCCUAGAGAGUCUUUAAUGUUUUCUUCACGACUUAGAAUGCCAGGUCAUUAUAAUGCACAUGUGGAUAGGGUGAAUUCGAUUCUUCAAGAGCUGAGAUUGGUAAAAUGUGCAGAUAAUGUCAUUGGGAGUAUAACUAAAAAAGGCCUUUCGGGAGGAGAAAGGAAAAGAGUUUGUAUUGGGAUGGAACUUAUCACUGACCCUAUUGUCCUUUUGCUAGAUGAACCUACUUCUGGUCUUGAUAGUUUUACAGCAGAAGUCGUUAUUGACUUAUUAAUAGAGCAGGCAAGAAAAGGUAGAACUGUUAUGUCAACAAUCCAUCAGCCUAGCUCCAGCAUUUUCGAUAAAUUCGACAGAUUGAUUUUACUAGCAGAAGGCCAUCUUGUCUAUCAAGGAUCCGCAAAAGAUUCCCCUCAAUAUUUUGCGAAAUUCGGCUUCAAAUGUCCAAGACUGAUGAACCCAGCAGACUAUUAUAUGAGACUUCUUCACGUUGUAGAUAGAAAACACCCGACCGAAGAAGAGCACGACAAAAUAGAAAUUCUGGUCUCCGCUUAUAAUCAGGUCGAGCCUGAAGACGAUUUUGACUCCUCAAAACUUGAGCCUUUAAAGCACAAGCACUUAAUAGUCCCAACCAACUUUGUGGAGCAAUUUUUAUUGCUUUUUAGAAGAGCUUGGAUAAAUGCAAGAAGGGACCCUCUUGCUGGGCGACUUUUGUUUACUGAGUACAUAAUGGUUGCUGUUUUGGUCGACUUGAUUUGUAAUAAUCUAGCCAAAAAUUAUGACUCUGCAUCAACCAGGACUCAACUUUUGUUUUUGUCAAUGGCAACUGUAGCUUUCUUUUCCUGUCAGAAUGCAGCUAUGCAAUUUCCAAGUGAGACUCCUUUGUUCCUUAAAGAAAGUAAGCAAAGGAUUUAUUCCACAGCUUCUUAUUAUUUAUCAAAGUCACUUGCAGACCUCCCAAUGCAAUUUUUGCCACUUUUAGUAUAUUGCUUGAUGAUUUAUUGGGUGAUUCCUUUCAAUGAUUAUGAUGCAAGCAAGUUUUUUAUUUUUUAUUUUGUGCUUGUAUUGUUGCAAAUAUCAGCUAUUGGAUUAGGCUAUAUUUUAGGCUGUAUGGUAAAAACAGAAACUGUCGCUUUAGCCAUAGUGCCGAUAUUUAUGCAGCCAAUGAUGCUUUAUUCAGGUUUAUUCCCUAGUGUAAAUCAUUAUCCUGAAGGCUUUUUUUGGAUACAAUACAUAUCGUGUAUGAGAUGGGCUGUUGAAGCUCUUUGUGCUAUAUACAUUAAAAUGGUGUGGUGAGCUAGCCUGCCCUCUUAACACCUGUAGCGGUAGGCUCAUUGAUCUUGUGGAAAGGAGGAAAGGGUUUAGAGAUGUGUAUCCUGCUGGACUUGGUCUGAUGGAACACAUUUUCAGGUUUAGUUGAUCGUGCACUCACAUCCAGGUCAAGGUUUUACAAUGUGGGAAGGUGGCUCGCUGGAGUUGGAAAGGGGACAUUUAGCACAGCCAGAGGUUGUCGCUUGGCCAUUCGGUCAAAUCCCUAGCGCGAUGCCAGGUGUUACGUCCUGAGCUCCGAGCUUUAUUUUGGCUGGCAGCUCUACCAGAAAAAUCGAUUUUUCGAAUUUUCGGAAAGACCCGUUGACGUGCGGCAUGAUAACCCAGCAUCUCUACUCUCGGUUAGCGAGAGAGCAAGCCCUCGUCUGUGAGGAGCAACGCAGUAGAAUACCACAUCCCAGCCAGUAAGCAAGAGGUGGAGCGUUAUACAGAGGCGAAUAGUGGCCUGCGGGCCUACAGAAGACUUCUCUGUAAGUAAUCUAAGCUAAGAAGCCCUUUGUGCUAAUGAAUAUAACGAUUUAGGGAUGCACUGUCAGCAUUGUACAGAUUGCUAUAAGUGUGAUCCUUUAAGAGAUCUGGACUUUACAAAUAGUAUUGGAGUAUGCGUUUUAUAUCUCUGCAUUCUCCUAGUUGGUUAUAGAGUUAUAGCAUAUUUGCUGCUUUGGAAAAGAGCUGUAAAUGCACGCAGAUAA